Molecule: messenger RNA, 7530 nt
Organism: Apodemus sylvaticus (European woodmouse)
Lineage: Eukaryota; Metazoa; Chordata; Mammalia; Rodentia; Muridae
Gene: Lepr
Product: leptin receptor
Exons: 19
Coding region: 313-3801 (1162 amino acids)
Biological process (GO): cytokine-mediated signaling pathway
Cellular component (GO): membrane; external side of plasma membrane
Molecular function (GO): protein binding; cytokine receptor activity
Source: RefSeq, a predicted model, not a curated record
AUUUAGCUAUUUCUGUAAGUAAAAAGGAAUACAUUAAUUGUGUUCUCCUUUCUUCUUAAAAAAUAAAAAAGCCUAAUGGAUGCCGAAGUCAUCCGUCCCUGGGGCUGCUUUCCUAAAUGAAGGUUCCCCCAGUCUGAGAACACGAAUAGUUCAUUCUUCAUUAAUCACCUAGAAGGGGUAUUCCACGGAACCCAAGGAGAGCCAGAAAUGAAGGGGGCGUGUCUUCCUGACUCUUACCCCACCACCGCAGCUGGAAAUGUGGGCUUUGCUUGCUGGUGACAUCAUUCCGCAGGUGUACAUCUCUGAAGUAAGAUGAUGUGUCAGAAAUUCUAUGUGGUUUUGUUAUACUGGGAAUUUCUUUAUGUGAUAACUGCACUUAAUCUGGCAUAUCCAGUCUCUCCCUGGAAAUUUCAGUUGUUUUGUGCACCACCGAAUACAACCAAUGACUCCUUUCUCUUGCCUGCUGGAGUCCCAAACAAUGCUUCAGUUGUGAAGGGGGCUUCUGAAGCAGUUGUUGAAGCUAAAUUUAAUUCAACUGGUAUCUACAUUUCUGAGUUAUCUAAAACAGUCUUCCACUGUUGCGUUGGGAAUGAGCAAGGUCAAAACUGCCCUGCACGCACAGACAACCCUGAAGGGAAGGCACUGGCUUCAGUGGUGAAGACUUUAGUUUUUCGCCAGCUAGGUGUAAACUGGGACAUAGAGUGCUGGAUGAAAGGGGACUUGACAUUAUUCAUCUGUCAUAUGGAGCCAUUACUUAAGAACCCCUUCAAGAAUUAUGACUCUAAGGUUCAUCUUUUAUAUGAUCUGCCUGAAGUCAUAGAUGCUUUGCCUCUGCCUCCACUGAAAGACAGUUUCCAGACUGUGCGGUGCAGCUGCAGUGCUGGGGAGUGUGAGUGCCACGUGCCGAUACCCAGAGCCAAACUCAACGACGCUCUUCUGAUGUAUUUGGAAAUCACAUCAGCUGGUGUGAGUUUUCAGUCACCUCUGAUGUCACUGCAGCCCAUGCUUGUUGUGAAGCCCGAUCCACCCCUAGGUUUGUGUUUGGAAGUCACAGAUGAUGGUAAUUUAAAGAUUUCUUGGGACAGCCAAACCACAGCACCAUUUCCACUUCAAUAUCAGGUGAAAUAUUUAGAGAAUUCUACAACUGUAAGAGAGGCUGCUGAAAUCGUCUCAGCUACAUCUCUACUGGUAGACAGUGUGCUUCCUGGAUCUUCAUAUGAGGUCCAGGUGAGGAGCAAGAGACUGGAUGGCUCAGGAGUCUGGAGUGACUGGAGUUCACCUCAGGUCUUUACCACACAAGAUGUUGUGUAUUUUCCACCCAAAAUUCUGACAAGUGUUGGAUCGAAUGCUUCCUUUCAUUGCACCUACAAAAAUGAAAACCAGAUUAUCUCCUCAAAACAGAUAGUUUGGUGGAUGAAUCUAGCUGAGAAAAUCCCUGCGAUACAGUAUAGCAUUGUGAGUGACCACGUUAGCAAAGUUACUUUCUCCAACCUGAAAGCCACCAGACCUCGCGGGAAGUUUACCUAUGACGCAGUAUAUUGCUGCAAUGAACAGGCGUGCCAUCACCGCUAUGCUGAAUUAUAUGUGAUCGAUGUCAAUAUCAAUAUAUCAUGUGAAACUGACGGGUACUUAACUAAAAUGACUUGCAGAUGGUCACCCAGCACAAUCCAAUCACUAGAGGGAAGCACUGUGCAGUUGAGGUAUCGCAGGCGCAGCCUGUAUUGUCCUGAUAGACCAUCUAUUCAUCCUACGUCUGAACUCAAAAACUGCAUCUUACAGAGAGAUGGCUUUUAUGAAUGUGUUUUCCAGCCAAUCUUUCUAUUAUCUGGCUAUACAAUGUGGAUCAGGAUCAACCAUUCUUUAGGUUUACUUGACUCUCCACCAACAUGUGUCCUUCCUGACUCUGUAGUAAAACCACUACCUCCAUCUAAUGUAAAAGCAGAGAUUACUAUAAACACUGGAUUAUUGAACGUAUCUUGGGAAAAGCCAGUCUUUCCAGAGAAUAACCUUCAGUUCCAGAUUCGAUAUGGCUUAAGUGGAAAAGAAAUACAAUGGAAGACACACGAAGUAUUCAAUGCAAAAUCAAAGUCUGCCAGUCUGCUGGUGUCAGACCUCUGCGCCGUCUAUGUGGUACAGGUUCGCUGCCGGCGGAUGGAUGGACUAGGGUAUUGGAGUAACUGGAGCAGUCCAGCCUACACACUUGUCAUGGAUGUAAAAGUUCCUAUGAGAGGGCCUGAAUUUUGGAGAAUAAUGGAUGGGGAUGAUACCAAAAAGGAGAGAAAUGUCACCUUGCUUUGGAAGCCCCUGACCAAAAAUGACUCACUGUGUAGUGUGAGGAGGUACGUGGUGAAGCAUCGUACUGCCCACAAUGGGACAUGGUCAGAAGAUGUAGGAAAUCAGACCAACCUCACUUUCCUGUGGACAGAACCAGAACACACGGUUACAGUUCUGGCCAUCAAUUCCAUUGGUGCUUCCCUUGUGAAUUUCAACCUUACCUUUUCAUGGCCCAUGAGUAAAGUGGGUGCUGUGGAAUCACUCAGUGCUUAUCCCCUGAGCAGCAGCUGUGUCAUCCUUUCCUGGACACUGUCACCUGAUGAUUAUAGUCUGUUAUACCUGGUUGUUGAAUGGAAGAUCCUUAAUGAAGAUGACGGAAUGAAAUGGCUUAGAAUCCCUUCAAAUGUUAAAAAGUAUUAUAUCCACGAUAAUUUUAUUCCCAUUGAGAAAUAUCAGUUUAGUCUUUACCCAGUAUUUAUGGAAGGAGUUGGAAAGCCAAAGAUAGUUAAUGGUUUCACCAAAGAUGCUAUCGAUAAGCAACAGAAUGACGCAGGGCUGUAUGUCAUUGUACCCAUAAUUAUUUCCUCUUGUGUCCUACUGCUCGGAACACUGUUAAUUUCACAUCAGAGAAUGAAAAAGUUGUUUUGGGACGAUGUUCCAAACCCCAAGAAUUGUUCCUGGGCACAAGGACUCAAUUUCCAAAAGCCUGAAACAUUUGAGCAUCUUUUUACCAAGCAUGCAGAAUCAGUGAUAUUUGGUCCUCUUCUUCUGGAGCCUGAACCCAUUUCAGAAGAAAUCAGUGUCGAUACAGCUUGGAAAAAUAAAGAUGAGAUGGUCCCAGCAUCUAUGGUCUCUAUUCUUUUGACCACACCAGACCCUGAAAUUGAUUCUAUUUGUAUUAGUGACCAGUGUAACAGUGCUGACUUCUCUGGGGCUCAGAGAACCCAGGUCACCUGUGAGGAUGAGUGUCAGAGACAACCCUCAGUUAAAUAUGCAACUCUGGUCAGUAAUGAUAAACUAGUGGAAACUGAUGAAGAACAAGGGUUUAUACAUAGUUCUGUCAGUGAGUGCAUCUCCAGUAAGCCUUCCCCACUGAGACAGUCUUUCUCCAGCAGCUCCUGGGAGACAGAGACCCAGACAUUUUUCCUUUUAUCAGAUCAGCAACCCAACAUGAUUUCACCACAACUUUCAUUCUCGGGGUUGGAUGAGCUUUUGGAACUGGAGGGAAGUUUUCCUGAAGAAAAUCACAGGGAAAAGUCUGUCUAUUAUCUAGGAGUAACCUCAGUCAACAAAAGAGAGAAUGAUAUGCUUCUGACUGGUGAGGCAGGAGUAUUGUGUCCAUUCCCAGCCCAGUGUCUGUUCAGUGACAUCAGACUCCUCCAGGAGAGUUGCUCACACUUUGUAGAAAAUAAUUUGAAUUUAGGGACCUCUGGUAAGAACUUUGUACCUUACAUGCCCCAAUUUCAAACCUGUUCCACGCACAGUCAUAAGAUAAUGGAGAAUAAGAUGUGUGACUUAACUGUGUGAUCUCAUCCAAGAAGCCUCCAGGUUCCAUUCCAGUAGAACGUUUCAUGUAUAAUAUGUUCUUUUAUUGUUGUUGAUAUGGGAGACAAGUGUCAGUGUCUAGUUUGAAAAUUAUUGUUUCCAAAUUAAGUGUGUCUAUUUUCUCUCAGUAAUACAGAUGAAACAUAUGAGGAAGCCUUCAUGAAUCUAGUAAUGUUGAUGGACUAUUAUUGAAUAUACUCCCAAGAUAUCCUUGUGGGGAAGCUCUCCUAAUUCUAGCUAAAAACAAAUCCAGGAAGUAGAAUCUGUAUAAACAUCUGAAAUCUGUGGAAAGAACAAAUUUCGACAUUAUAUUGACAGCUGAAAAAAAAUGGUUUCAAGCUAACAUCCAUGAGACACACUUGUUUCAAGGGUUUAUUUGUCUUACCUUGCAUUGUCUUGUGUUGUGCAAAUGCACAUGUGCACGUACAAAGCUAAACUGAAUAGGUAUCCUUGUGUGUUUUGGAAGUAUGUGACAUGUUUCUAGUUUGUGCCUCCUGACUGUGUUAUUUGAAGUAUCACUCCAUCAAAUGUUGAAUUUAGGUUGAGAAUUGAACCCUAGUCUAAGAAGUUACUCUUUUGAAGAGGAAUGGGUUAACUAAUCCUUUGGCAACAAAGCAGGGAUCCAUGAUAUCAGAUGAAAGCAAAACUAGAAUGACAGUCUUGUCACCAGCAUUUAGACUGCAGCGUGAGCAGCUCUGAGACUUAGCCAGCUUUAACUCUCCAUUUCACUGAAGUGAUGACUUCCGGACAGAUGUCACUCCUUACCAUUCUAGAAUCAUAUCCACCCCCCUCCCCAAUCUGUACUGGGUUGGUGUAUAAAUCAAUCACUGUACUUCACAGGUUGCAUAAUUUAGCUUUAUUACAACAAUAAUUGCACAAGAUACAUGCUGUACAUUCCCACUAUAUUAUUUCUCCCCAGUUAAAAAUGAUGUGAUUAAAUCAUUUGCCCAAAGUCCGAGAUUUAAUGGUUGAUGGAACCAGAAUUCAGAUUUAACUCGCAUCUUUUUAAUGGUACGGAUAAAAUUUUAAUCUGAAUCUUACAUUGCCAUCCUUAAAAACAAAACACCUGAUGUUAUCUAAGAAUACCUAAAAAGAGGAAACAUGGUGUUAGGCAAAUAACUGAAACCUGGUCUUGGACUUGAAAACUAGUGUGGCGAUGCAUUAUUCAUUGCAGUGUUUGAUAUGGCAAGAUGAUUCAAUGAGAGCCUGGCAAAUAAGUCAAAACUCCUUCAUACUCAGAAGUUCAAAUGUCAAGAAUUCUAAGAAUAUCAGAAUCAUCAAUGCGAGUAUAUUAGUGCUUAUGAAUAUGGUUAUGUUUUGCCAAGCAUCACCAGCAUCUUAGGCUAACCUGACCCUGGCUUGUUGAUUUUACCAUUAACCUAAGUAAAUCCUGCCAUGUCCUCUUUAUUCCAAUUAUAGCUUUAUGACUGAGAAGUCCUAGUGAUAAGAGAGAUCCCUGACCCUAGUUAGGCUUGUUUUCAUUUGAUGUUCAGAAGUCAUCAAAGUUCUCAUAUGUCCUGAGUUAGUAAGAUGUCUCAGGGUCCCCCCAUCAGCUGACAACUGCUUUGUCAUGAGAAGGCAGAGGGUUAAAGAACAUUACUUGGUGUUUUACUUAAAGAUAUGAGAAAUUUUUUGUUUCUACUGGUUUUCAGUAACAAAUUAUCACAUGUUAAAAUUCAGCUAUCAUAUUUAAUAUGAUAUUAUGGCUAUUUUAGUCAGGUCAGGAGUACAUUUGGUAUGUGAUCUACAGUGAAUUCACAGGUCAAGGGUCAUUUAAUGCUGCAGUUUGAGUUAGAGUAAUCUAGGGACAGCCUAUUGGUCUGAGCUAAUUGAUGCUGUGCUAGCACAAGUUUGGUUUUUUAAAACAAAGGAAAUUAGAUGAGAAAGACUGUGGUCUUUAGCCAAGUUCAGAACAGGGGCUGAAGUAUAGAAACUGGCCGAUGUACACCCACACAAUAAGACUGUAUUUCUUGUCAGUGAGCUUUGUGUCUGAUUUUCACUUUGGAAACUUUAUUUCACUGUUCCUACACUUUAGUUCCUGUGUCCUUGUGAAAAUUGUUACUAAAUCAAGUUUUGUAAAAUGUAAAGGGAAUCUAUGAUGUUUGGUAACCCAGAAUAAUGUUAUAUUUCUAUAUAUAGAAAUAUAUAUAUAUAUUAUAUAUAUAUAGAAUUCCCAAGAAUUCUAUAAAAUUUUCAAGAGAUCAAGGAGUUCAACAUACAUUUUAGAGUUUUGUUUUAUUGUAGCAUUUGGCGUUUAUUUAUGGGUUAUCAGUGUUUGGAUAUGAAUCUAGGCCUCACACAUGUCUGGCAAGUGUUCUAACACACUGAGAUACAACUUCCAACUUUGGAAUCUAAAUGACCUUCAAUGAAUAUGGAAAUUUGAGUAUAUCCUUUAAAAGCCCUAAAUUGAAAAGCGACAAGUCUCUUUAAAUUCAAAUUUUACAGAAAGAGAACCAAUCAUUUGAGCUAUGGCUUCAAAAUAAAACUACAAGAAUAUAAAUUAUGUGUUAGGACUAGCAAGAUUUUGUUUGUAGAUUAAAUGCACACUCCCAAGGAAAAAGGUGAACAAACAAAAGUACACUGCAUCUAUAGUCCUACAGUUGUGCUCCUAUUGCAGCCUUAUGUUCCACUUACAGAUGCUCUGCAGUUGACAAGUUGACAAGAGAUGUCCCUUCCUCCCUAAAUCAACUGUCAGACACCAGAAGGAUUUGAGUCAAGUUCCCAAGCCAGUGGAAGAGCCUGGGCUUGGAGUCAGGAUCUCCUAGUCUUGACAGUCUUGCAGUUCUUUUUAUCCUUUUCUAGUAAAACUAAUCUCUUUCUUGCAAAUAUGAAAAAUAUGUUUACAUUUCUUCAGUAGUGAGGAUAUUAGCUACCAAGAGCUGCAGGAAAACAAAGUUUGGGCUGGGAGAAUUGUGGGGUGUGCACCCAGGAAGUAUUGUCAGCAUACUGUUGAAUCAAGACCUACUCCAGCUACAACUCUAUGUCACCUAGCAGUGGGUAUUAACAAACUUCUCAUUUCCAGUGAUCUUCAGAAGAAUUUUAAUCUUUCUUCAUCUUCCAAGACUCAUCUUGACAAUUAUUUUAUGGAGCAUCCUGAAGUAAUUCCUGAGAAACCCUAUUCUCCAAUUUGAAAGCACAAAAUUAAAUGGCCUACUGUUCUGUGAUUAAGCUGAGAUCUCAUGUGAGAUUGCCCUCAAUCGUAGCUACAAAGCAUGUGAAGAUCCAUCAGUAAGUUUACUCUCUUGAGCCUCUAGUUUGGAAGAGUAAAGUGCUUCUGCUCUCAUCAUUGUUGAGGGAUCAACUUAACUUACAACUGUUUUACCACUGAGACACUGUGACAUGUCUUUGUAUAAGCAGACUGAAGGGGAUUCCAUGGAUGGGGUUUUAUAUGGAAUGAAUUAUUUUUAUACAAAAUUUACCAAUAUUUAUUUUGGAAAGCUGCUUUUGAAAAUGUCUAUUUUUCAAAAUAUGCCGAGCUUAAGAUGCAUGAUAUUAAAUUUAAUGUUCUAAAGAUCUCUGUUUGUUGUAAAUAAAACACUUUAAUCAAAAAACAUGACCUGAAGAUAAACUUGGAAGAUGUUUAAUUUUGUAGUGAAAUUCCUAUGUUGUACAUCUUCUACUCCUGAGACAUGUGUCUAAGUACUGGGCAAGGAAAGCUCCCUGUUUAAUGACAAUUUGUAUCAUAAUAAAUGUUAUGAAUGUAAGCAUUGA